Mytilinidion resinicola is the source of this 1209-nucleotide messenger RNA. RefSeq lists its product as uncharacterized. Bases 149 to 976 code for a protein of 275 amino acids. The record is from RefSeq and is a predicted model, not a curated record. Lineage: Eukaryota; Fungi; Ascomycota; Dothideomycetes; Mytilinidiales; Mytilinidiaceae. The transcript has 2 exons.
ACUUUCGGUCUCCACCGUUCAUCGACACUCUCCUCUCGGUAUCCACUAUUCGCUGGUAUUCUACUCUCAGUAUCCAUUACUCGUUCAUACUUUACUAUCGGCAUUCGCGUCGACUUGAUAAACGCCCUCUCCACGCUGCCAGAUCGCGAUGCAAGCCUUUCAUCAAAACAUGGAUAGCACGAACCAGAUAGCUCAUCAUCUGCGCAACCAGAUCAUCGCAAUCUGCGGACUCCCAGCCAUGCAGAGACUCCACCUAGCCUGCAAUGAUACAUUCAUCGUGCAAAAGUGCGGCGAUUCGCCCUUUAUCAGGGAGGACGAGAGAUGGACAACCGCGAUCACCCACAUAAAAAGACUCGAUAUACGAGUGACAUACUUUAGCGAUCAAAACCCGGAUGAGCUUGCGAAGGCAAUCGCCCUCUUCAUCUCCAGUGCAAACGAGCUCGAAGCUCUCCAUCUUGAAUGGAGUCAAGGUCUUGGCAAUAGAGGCAGCCAUGAUCUCCUGCAGAAUCUGAAGCGAAGAACGUUCCCACGCCUGCAAGAAGUCUCAUUCGCAAAAUCGUUUACUACGCACUGGAGUCUCUGCGGCUUUUUCAUACGAAAUACGUCGAUUCGCAGCAUCUCCUUGUGUGACAUGGAAAUGCGGCCAUCGGAGGAGUGUGAAAAUUGGCAUUGGACUGUUCGGUCAAUUCCACAUAUCCUAAAUUUGUUGGAGAAGGUAUCCCUUCGGAACCUAUGGGAGCUCCGCAUAGAAAACCGAGAAGGUGUGAACUGCUGGAUAUGGGUCCGGUCUGAAAUGGAAGUUGACGAAGCUUGGAUUCUUGCAUCCUGUCGAAAUUUAAGACAGAAGCUUCAAACGCCGGACUAUUCGGAAUGGCUCCAAAGUCAUAGGGAUGCUACUCACGCUGCCUCGAACCUUACUACUCCGACUACUCAUCCAGCAGACUCUUGGGUGCUUGUAAGCCUCUUCUUAUCCUAGGCUAGCAAAGGAGCACAGACUGACCCUUCAUAAAUUGCUUCUAGAACGGGUUUCUACCACGAUAAGGCGGCAGUGGAACUAUGUUGCCCGGCUAAUGGAGACAUUGCUAGAGGAGCACUUGUUUAGGACGGACAGAUGUAAACUUUGUGUAUGCGAUAAUUGAGAAUGCUGGGCAUACUCUAGCAGGGGCUAGAGGAAGUACAUCUGGCGGGAGACGUGUGCUCGCUGUCGGG